CCCACCCCCCGGCUCGCCAGCGGCACCGUGCGGCCGCCACGCUGGAGUCCUUGCCUGCCGUUUAUCCCGCCAAGCUGGCGUCCUCCGUCGCGGACCUGCUGCGGGCGCUGCAGCCCAACAUGGCGCUUAUGAGUGGACUCGGUGGCCUUGGUUCCUUCGGCUCCCUGGGGGCUUUCUCCGCUCUUAACGCCCUCAGUGCUUCCUCGGCGAGCACGGGCGGCAGCGUGGGUGGUUCGGGCGGGCCUGUGGUGCCCACGCCGCUGGUCGCGCUGCCUUCCCUCUCCUUCACCGCCGCCCAAGUGGCCGCCGUCUGCGAGACUCUGGAGGAGAGCGGCGACAUGGAGCGCCUGGGGCGGUUCCUGUGGUCGCUGCCGGUGGCGCACCCGCACCUGCACGACCUCAACAAGCACGAGGCCGUGCUGCGCGCGCGCGCGCUCGUCGCCUUCCACGUGGGCAACUUCAGAGAGCUGUACGCCAUCCUGGAGUCGCAGCGGUUCUCGAAGCCGUCGCACGCCCGCCUGCAGGCGCUGUGGCUGGAGGCGCACUACCAGGAGGCCGAGCGCCUGCGGGGCCGCCCUCUGGGCCCCGUCGACAAGUACCGCGUCCGCAAGAAGUUCCCCUUCCCGAGGACCAUCUGGGACGGCGAGCAGAAGACGCACUGCUUCAAGGAGCGCACGAGAUCCCUCCUGCGGGAGUCCUACCUGCAGGACCCGUAUCCUAACCCGAGCAAAAAGCGGGAGCUGGCCUCCGCCACCGGCCUCACGCCCACGCAAGUCGGAAACUGGUUCAAGAACCGUCGGCAGCGCGACAGAGCCGCCGCCGCUAAGAACAGGUAAGCUGGUAGCCGCAGCCUGCGUGUCCGCACGCGGUCCCUGUGGGCGCUC
Molecule: messenger RNA, 884 nt
Organism: Penaeus monodon (black tiger shrimp)
Lineage: Eukaryota; Metazoa; Arthropoda; Malacostraca; Decapoda; Penaeidae
Product: homeobox protein SIX3-like
Exons: 1
Coding region: 120-836 (238 amino acids)
Biological process (GO): regulation of transcription by RNA polymerase II
Cellular component (GO): transcription regulator complex; nucleus
Molecular function (GO): RNA polymerase II cis-regulatory region sequence-specific DNA binding; DNA-binding transcription factor activity, RNA polymerase II-specific
Source: RefSeq, a predicted model, not a curated record